AUGUCGGCGGGAGACUCACCAUGCUGCGUGCGAUGCAAGGGCCCGCUAGUGAUGGGCCACGCCUACGAAUUAGGUGGUGAUCGAUGGCAUACACACUGUUUCUCGUGCUACAAGUGCGAGAAGCCAUUAAGUUGUGACUCUAACUUCUUGGUUUUGGGAACAGGCGCGCUGAUCUGCUUCGCGUGCUCAGAUUCCUGUAAAAACUGCGGGAAGAAAAUCGACGAUCUGGCUAUUAUCCUCGCUUCAUCCAACGAGGCAUACUGCUCGGAUUGUUUCAAGUGCUGUAAAUGUGGUGACAAGAUUGAGGACUUGAGGUAUGCCAAGACGAAGCGAGGAUUGUUCUGUAUAGCAUGCCACGAACGGCUGCUUGAGAAACGCAAACACUAUGAAGAGCGAAAGCGACGACUGAAGAAACAACUGCCGCUUAUUCCUGAUAACAGUGGCGGGAGCAACAGUGACACUACCCUCCCACAGCCUGAGCCGGCAAUUCCAGAGCGCUCAAGUCAGCGGCCGCUAUCACCAUUGAAGAACUCGAACCCCCGCUUCUCUGCCAUUUCUAGAGAAGAUGCUUCUUUUACGGUAUCUCCUAACGACAAUCAGCAGCCAAUAUCAAGCGUUUCAUCACUUGCAAUUCCACUAGACUUUUCGGCUGCAACAUCUGCGUCCGGUGAUCCUGCCACUUUGACUGAAAAAUAUGAAAGUUCUGAUCGCGGUAAUAAUAGCACUGUUAGAAGCAAUUCUGAGAGUGUAGUGGCCCAAUUUCUCUUUGACGGAGAUUACAUGAGUACCGCUGAUGAAGAGACAGAGAAAGCUACUCCUAAGAAGCACAAGAGUCAGCUUUCCAUUGAUGAUAUGCUUCAAAUCACUCUUGAUAAUGAUCAGGAUCAGGCCCAAGACCAGGACGAGGACCAGCGCCACGAACAAAACCACGAACAAAACCACGAACAAAACCACCCCACGGAUAACUCUCCGCAAGAACUAUUGGGCCUGCCUAAGGAAUCUAAGAAAGUUCUUUUAAACAGAACACCGCUAAGGAACUCUAAUGAUGAGAACUUGAGCAAGUCUCCUACCGCUUAUAGACAAGGAUUGGUGUUAAAUGACGAAGAUAUAAUGAACGCUUUGAAUUCUCCAGUUAGGGUGAAAUCCCAAGAAGAUCCUUCUGGUCCUGGCUUAGGUAUCUUGACUCCUUCCAAAAGCAAGUCAUCUUGUAACGAGGACAUUGUUCUUGGGCUGCCAUAUGAUAACAUGCCUGCUCGGAGGAGUAUGGACAAUUCGGCCACCUCAAACACGGCCCGUUCCCCGCCAAUAUUCGGUCAUCAUAGAAGAACAUCUAGCGGCAAUGCCAAGAAACUCGGUAGGUCUCUUUCGUUGAGGUCCAAAAGCAUAAUGAUGAACCUAAGGCCCAAGUCCAAGGACGUCAAGAAUGGCACAUCUACAAAAAAUCAAGAUUUUGAUACACAUUCUGGUUGGGGUGUAACAUCUAGCCAGUCAGCAGGGCCUUCACCGUCUCAACAACGGAUCACAUCAAAACAUCAGAGCGAUAGUACAGUUUAUAGUCAGGUUAUCGGCACAAACGGGGAGCAGAACGGCCACAAACCGUCCACGAGUAGUGCCAGUGGGGUGUCAGUUUUCAGAACCCCUCCUUUAGAAAACGACUCUUCGUUCUCUAAUAAAAUUGACGGGGCGCUACAUGAGCAGAAUAAAAGUACGGGAAGCGCUCAGGCGGAAGAAGAUAAAGAGGAAACUCCAACGAAUAACGUCUUCUUAAGAAGUGAUGUCGCACAAAUGGAGCUUACACUACGUCGCUUAAAAGUUGAAGUUAAUCAACUUCAGAGUACAAAAAUGCAGCUAACGCAUGACAUAGACUUACUAAAGUCUUCCAAAGAGUCAUUGCAAGAAGAAAUUAAAAGCCUCAACAAUAUUAAGGCACAGAAAGCUGUUAUAUCUGAAUCUGUUGAGUCAUUUGAGCCAGAAGUUCUCGAUGAGUGGCAGGAGCGUCAAGCGGCCACGGCAAGUGUAGCUACUACCGCAAAACCAAAGUUUUGGAAGCUUUUCUCGGGCGGCAAGCCUCAGAAUGCAAUUUCUUCGGGAUCACAAAACAGAUUCGAAAUUUCAUCUCCUAUGCUACAAAACCCUAAUGAGUUCGAGGAUAUGAAGCUCAUGCCAGUGCAAAAUGACAAAAAAAGUUCAGCGGCGUCAUCACCUAGUGGUACCAAGGAGGGUAGUGUACUAUAUGGCUCUACACUGGUGGCGAGGUGUUCUUUUGAGCACAGCGAGAUUCCAAUGAUAGUGGACACUUGCAUACGGCACAUUGAGUCCAAGGACGAGUUUCUCAGUACUGAUGGACUAUACCGGAAAUCCGGGAGUCAGCUGCUGAUAGAACAAACAGAAGCUUUAUUUGCACAAUGGACACCAAAUGACCCAAUGUCCGAUAGGUUAAGCGUGCAACUUAAUCAGGACAUUCACGCGGUCACCGGCAUACUAAAGAGAUAUCUGAGAAAAUUACCCAACCCGGUAUUCACAUUUAAAGUGUAUGAACCCCUUAUGAGGCUAGUUCGUGAACAAAACCUGCUAAGCACCUUGCCAUUGAAGAGCAAUUUAAACAGCGAGUCUGUUCUAUACCGCAGCACGCUGGCAAAACUUACAACUAUCCUGCAGCAGCUGCCCGAGCAACAUUACAACCUCCUGAAAAGACUCGUUCGUCAUAUCAAUCUGGUGGCACAAUUCAGCGAAUCUAACCUAAUGAACCCGCACAACCUGUGCUUGGUGUUUGCGCCGGGCCUCAUUCGGGACUACAGUGGAGAAAAAGACAUUAUAGACAUGAGGGAACGCAACUACGUUGUUUCCUUCGUCAUUUCCAGGCAUCGAGACAUUUUUGGCUGA
Molecule: messenger RNA, 2883 nt
Organism: Lachancea thermotolerans CBS 6340
Lineage: Eukaryota; Fungi; Ascomycota; Saccharomycetes; Saccharomycetales; Saccharomycetaceae
Gene: RGA2
Product: GTPase-activating protein RGA2
Exons: 1
Coding region: 1-2883 (960 amino acids)
Biological process (GO): signal transduction; regulation of GTPase activity
Cellular component (GO): cytoplasm
Source: RefSeq, a predicted model, not a curated record